AUGGCCAUUUGCCGGGAUGGAAGUCAGAAAUCCAACUUACCUAUCUUCUCGCUUGUUGCGCUGAUUGGCUCGAUCGAAUCAUUUGACUACUGCAGUAACAGCUUGUGCACUGCUGGAGUCCCGAAUGUCGGUUGUAAUCCGCCUCCACUGGGUGGAGGUUCGCGCUGUGCCGGCAUGUCUCCAGCAGUAGUGACUAUUACCUCGGCAUUGCAGUCUCGCAUCUUGGAUCAACACAACAGGCGCCGAUCGACCAUUGCCACUGGAGGGCUGUCCCCGUUCCCGCAGGCUCGCCGCAUGGCCACCAUUCAGUGGGACAACGAGUUGGCAUCCCAGGCUGGUCACAAUGCUCGCUCCUGCACGUUCGCACAUGACCGCUGCCGCAAUACCGAAGCGUUCCGUUGGGCCGGUCAGAAUCUUGCCAUCAAGCAGUUCUACGGUCAGACCUUCACCAUUGAGGCUCUGAUCGAUGAGUUCGUUGCUAUGUGGUGGGACGAGUACCAGUACACUACGACGGCUAACAUCGAUAGCUAUCCUAGUAACCAUGUGGGUCCUGCUAUUGGACACUUCACCCAGAUGGCCAGCGAUCGCACCUGGAAGGUCGGAUGUGCCAUGCAGAACUGGGUCGAGGGAGGCAUGUGGAUCACGUACUACUUCGUGUGCAACUACUCGUUCACUAACAUCAUCAACCAACCUGUCUAUGUCCGAGGUACUACCGCCUCGGGUUGCACCACCGGCCAGAAUCCUCAAUACCCAGGCCUUUGCUCGCUCAAUGAAGCGAUCCAGUCAGUUCCGUAG
Molecule: messenger RNA, 795 nt
Organism: Anopheles coustani
Lineage: Eukaryota; Metazoa; Arthropoda; Insecta; Diptera; Culicidae
Product: antigen 5 like allergen Cul n 1-like
Exons: 3
Coding region: 1-795 (264 amino acids)
Source: RefSeq, a predicted model, not a curated record